GGUGCCGCCCUUCCGCCCUCCCCGCCCCGCCCGCGUCACUGCCGGAGCGGCCCAAGAUGGAGCCUCUCCCCAGGCUCAGGCGCCAUUUGCGGCAAGGAGCAGAGCCCCCAAGUGCGUUGCUGCAGCCACUGUUCCGGGGUGGCAGGACAGCCGAAGAGACUACAGCUGUAGAGAAGAAAAAGAAGCCCUCUCCCAGACUCAACAUUCAUUCUGCAUUCUGGAUUUUGGCUUCUAUUGCUGUGACAUAUUACUUUGAUUUUUUUAAAUCUGUUAAAGAAACAAUUCAAGGAGAUAGUUGGUGGUUUGCCUCUGGCAGCUGUUUGUUGGCUGCGUGUUUAUCUGUUGCCUUUUACUGCAUAGUAUAUCUUGAGUGGUAUCGUGGAAUUGAGGACUACGAUGUUCAGUAUCCUGUACUGAUACCUGUCACAACUGUCACUUUUAUUGCAGCAGCAAUUUGUUUCAACAUUGCCUUAUGGCCAGUCUGGUCGUUUAUCACACCUGUAUUGUUGUUCAUUCAGUUUAUGGGUGUUGUGAUGCUUGUGUCCCUCCUAGGAUAAGUCAUUCAGCUUCGUGUGAAGAAUUCAAGUAACAAUUAUCCUACAAAGUGGGUGUUGCUUAAGUUGCAUUCCAGACUUCUGAUUACUAAGCUACCUGAUUUUAUAAAUGAAACUGACAUUUCAACCGUGGUUCAACCAGUGGCUGCAAGAAAGCAGAUGAUUAGUGAAUAAUUGAAAGAUAGAUUUUGUCUUAGUAACAUAAUGCAUUUCAUGCUUUCUUUGUAACAACAUUAUAAAACUGACUUAUUAGUCAUUCACCUAGUCUUAAAUCCCAUCUGGGGACUCCAGAGGUCACUUAGUCCAACUUCCUGCUUAAAGCAGGUUGAUUGGUUUGAAAAUAAGUGAUGCUUAAAUUUAAGUGUUUAGGGUUUUUAAUAUGUUAUUUUUACAUUCAAAUUGAUAGCUGAAAUACUAAUAUUUGGAAACUGAGCAUGUAAACUUGUGCCUAGAUGACAACAGAGGAGACAUUUAUUUAUCUACUAAAUUUAUAAUGUUAAGUGUAAUGUUAAUGUUAAUGUUACGUGUGUUAUAAUGAAGGAAAUAUUUCAUUGAUCUAACCCCUUGACUUCAAAUCUGUUAGUAUUCAAAAAAAGAUGUGGAUCUGAGUAAGGGUCUAGAAAGCUGAUUGAAAUUUACAUCAUUGAUAAUCUGACAGUGCCAACAAUGAAAUAAAUGGAUUACGCUUGUACUGACAUAAUUUGUCUACAGCCAAAGGCAGGUUAUCAAGCUGUGAGUAACCGGCAAUACGAUGAACAAUAGGAACAUUACACAAGAAAUUAAGAGCACGAAGAAAGUUAUUUUGAUUAUGCACGAUGUUUUAAUAUUCAGGAUGUUUUUAUUCAAAAAAGGAACUUUAAAGAAUUAAAAGUGCCUGUUAAUAGAAUUGGCACUUUUCCUUCCUCAGCAAUAGAGGUCAAUAUUAAAUUAAAAGCCAUUAACCAUACAUAUCUGAGAAAAUAAAAUAACAUUGUCAAUUUGUUCACCUUGGCUGUGAUACUUAAGUAUCUGGGCACCAUCUAGCUUCCAGACCAUUUUAUAUAUGUCAUUGUGUUAAAUACAUUUUGUGGAAGAUAGGAGAAUAUAAAAGCUGGGUGUUGAAACUUGCUUAAGUUUACUCUUUGUGGUUGUUGCUUGAAGUCUGGACAGUUAGAGGAGCCUAUGUUUGUUAUUCUGACUUUCAGAUUCACACCAUUGCUGAAAACACAAUGUGUGAAAUGUUUAGUAAUGAAAAAUGUAGACAUCUGAAGUUACUGCUGUUUCAUUGAAGAAAAAUGUUGCUGUCAGUAUCAUUGCAUAGGAUCAGUCAAACCAAAAUAAAAUACAUCUAGUACUAAGUAGCUUGUAGAGUUAACAGCUUGAUUUAAAAAAAAAAACAAAACAAAUAUUUGAGUUUUCAAAAAUAAUUUUACUUACAAGAUCUUAAAAUCUUCAUCUUUUAACAAAUUCCAACAAUUUUAUGUCUGCAUACACAUGUGCAUUGAGUUACUUUGUUCGCUGUGAUAUUUAAAUGCACUGUUGCUCAGGGAUGGUCAUUGUAUUUUUAUUUAUCAACUACAUAAAUGAUCUGGGUGCUUUAAGUUGCUUUGUCCUCUUGAAUUAAUAUUUGCUACUUGUUUGUUUCAAAUGUAUUCUUCUGGACAUCCUAAUAAACUUUGUAUAAAAGUGA
Messenger RNA from Numida meleagris (helmeted guineafowl), 2223 nucleotides. It is a transcript of the gene TMEM128, whose product is annotated as transmembrane protein 128. The transcript has 5 exons. The record is from RefSeq and is a predicted model, not a curated record. Lineage: Eukaryota; Metazoa; Chordata; Aves; Galliformes; Numididae. The coding region runs from base 57 to 557 and encodes 166 amino acids.